Messenger RNA from Naegleria fowleri, 945 nucleotides. RefSeq lists its product as uncharacterized. The record is from RefSeq and is a predicted model, not a curated record. Bases 1 to 945 code for a protein of 314 amino acids. The transcript has a single exon. NCBI's taxonomy places the organism in Eukaryota, Heterolobosea, Eutetramitea, Acrasida, Naegleriidae.
AUGAGAAAACAAAAAUUACACAAUCGGAAAAAGAGGAAACCAAUGAAAGAUCAAUUCAAUGAUGAUGAUGAUGAUGAUGACGACAUUUUGUUUAGCACUCAUGAGGAAAAUAAUCAUUCAGACGAAAUGGUCCUCUCCGAUGAUGAUGCCUCUAUCGAGGACUCGUCAAUACCGAUUAUCCAUAUUGCAAAGCCUGCACAAUUUUUUGAAAUUCCUCUUGUGCGGUACGGCCAAGAGUUGUACAUGCCACUGGUUUAUGCAAAAAGAUUUUUGAACAUUUCAUCAAGGGAAAUUUACUCCAUGUAUGGACGGUUUGAAAAAUUGAUCUCUCUUACCGAGAGAGUCUGUUUGAAUGGAAAUGAAAUGAAAGUAUUAUCGGAUUUGAGUAAGAGAGAAGGUCUCGAUCGAAGUUUGCAUAUAAAAAGCAAUAGGAAUGGAAUAUCAUUAUUUCAAAUCGAAAAUUUGGUGAAAAAAGUUGUAAAAUUGCAGAGAGAUCACAAUUCACAAGAGAAUGCUGAUGAAGAAAAUGUACAUUCAAAUGCAGAGUCUUUAUUAGUUCCAGAAGAUUAUUCCAUAUCUUCUCAUCUUGACUUGCAUCACUUUAUACUCAAUGUAGAUAAUAAUAUUAUUGAAUCACUCAAUCGCAAUAUUAAUAGGGAAAAUCCUGAAGAAACUGUGGAAGAAGAGAGUGGAGAGGAAAUACAAAGCGAGGGGAGUGAUGACGACAGCUACUCAACCACAUCCUCACUUGACGAUGAUAAUGACAAUGAAUCAAACAGUGUUUCCAAUGUUAAACAUACUCUCAGCUCUGUGUUGGAAGAAUGUGACAAGAAAAUUAUUGACACUUGCCCACUGCAUCAUGACGGUGUGAAAAAAUUUCAAAAGCUUUUGGUCAAUUUAUCCAAAGAAAAAAUCUCUAAUGUGUUUGUCCCGUUGGAUUAUUGA